UGGUGAUCAGUUUCUAAGUGGAUUGAUUUCCAAUUUGAAAUUGGGGAUUGGAUCGAACGGGGCUAAUUAAGAACUGACCCGUUCGUCCUUGAAUCAACAAUGUUAAAUGGUUUAUACUAUAAAAAAUAAAACAAAUGUGUGUGUAUAUAUAUAUUUUUUGGGCCGGUUUUGUUGGUUCGGUCUAGUUGGUAAAGUUCCUCUUUAGCAAUUGAGAAGUGGACUGAUUCUCGAGUUGGAUCAAAACCUUGCACAUACACACUGUAGUUGAAGAUAUUUUUAAGAAAAUGUUUCCAAAACUCUUUUAAUUUUCAAUGUUAGUUUUGAUUGGGUUUGUAUUAGGUGGGGUUGGGUUUAUGUGCUUUUUUGGCUUGUACCGGGAUGUUUGUCCCCAUAUCCACUAAUCCAAAGGGAAAAAAAAAGGAAAGACAAUCUUAAGAUAGCACUCUAAUGUUCUCCUAACAUCAUGGACGGUCUCCUUCAUCAUCCCCCUCCUUCUGGGAACUACAUUAUGAUCUUUCGAUAUCAUCGAUUUAAAUUAGGUAUAGAUAGAAAAUUAGAUCGGGGUGCUCAGAAUAGAAUAGAAUUUCCCCCCGUUUCCUCGGGAGAUAAAAAAAUCAUUCCGCGGCGGGGCAAGCGCACGUGCCUAUCGCACCUGCCCCCUCUCCUCUCGACACACCUGCCCCCUUCCCUCGGUUUCCGUUUCCGUAACCCGAGCCUCCCGAGGCAAGCUCGGCGCCGGAACCUCCGGUUCGGGAGCUCCGCGCCUCUCAACGGCCUAGAUUUCGUCUCGCCCAACGCCCAAACCUUCCCCCCCAAUUCUCUUGUCCUUGUAAAACCCGCCAUUGGAAGAAGCCGAGGCGCACGAAAGACAGACGCUCUCUCUCUCUCUCUCCUCUUUUCUUGGCGGAGAUCCAUGGCGGCAGAUCACGCAGGAGACGCGGAGCCCUCGCUGAUGGAGAAGAACACCGAGAAGAUCCACGUCCCCGACCCGCCCUCCGCCUCCUCCUCCUCCGAUUCGGACGACGACAAGCCCUCCGUCGUCGAUUCCGCGAAAUCGAAAGUCUACAGGCUCUUCGGCAGGGAGAAGCCCGUCCACAAGGUCCUCGGCGGCGGCAAACCUGCAGAUAUUUUCCUUUGGAGGGACAAGAAAGUCUCUGCUGGUGUCCUGGGCGUGGCCACUGCAAUAUGGAUUCUCUUUGAGUUGAUGGAGUACCAUCUGAUCACUCUUGUUUGCCAUAUUUUGAUUGCCACUCUGGCAAUUAUAUUUCUGUGGGCUAGCGCAUCCACACACAUCACAAAGUCCCCACCUAACAUCCCAGAAGUUCAACUUCCUGAGAAAUGUGUGCUGGAAGUAGCUUCUGUACUGAGAUUUGAAGCUAAUCGAGGGUUGGCUCUUCUGAGGGAGAUAGCAUCAGGGAGAGAACUAAAGAAGUUCCUAGCUUUCAUUGCAGGAUUGUGGGUUCUCUCCAUGGUCGGGAGUUGGUUCAACUCCGUCACCUUGUUUUACAUAACUUUUGUUUUGCUACACACUGUGCCUGUGUUUUAUGAAAAGUACGAAGAUCAGGUUGAUCCGUUUGCGGAGAAGGCAAUGGUGGAGAUCAAGAAGCAGUUUGCAGUUUUCAAUGAGAAGGUCUUGAGUAAAGUGCCAAGAGGACCUUUGAAAGACAAGAAAAAGGAUUAGUCGGGGGUUGUCAUACUAAUUUUACUGGGUUCAUGGCGAAAGCGAAAUUGGAGGUUUUCUUGGCCGGUGUCUGGUCCUGUUUACCCGGGUUUCUUAUAUAUUAGAUACUGCUACAUCUUUACAUGCAUCGACUAGUUAUAUAUGUCAGACAUCUUCUAAAUCUUACUAUGCUCUUCUAUCUUUUUUGCACGCUUGGUCGUUGGGACUUCCUCUCAAGCAAAGCAAAAGGAUGGUUUGAAAAGGAAAAUUGCUAUCUUGCCUCUUGAAGAUGUUAUGAACUGAUUAUUUUCCUAAUCACGCUCUUUGACUUCUGA
Molecule: messenger RNA, 1995 nt
Organism: Eucalyptus grandis
Lineage: Eukaryota; Viridiplantae; Streptophyta; Magnoliopsida; Myrtales; Myrtaceae
Product: reticulon-like protein B5
Exons: 5
Coding region: 464-1681 (405 amino acids)
Source: RefSeq, a predicted model, not a curated record